UAAAGUUACAGAUAUGAUGGAAACAUAUAAAAAUGACAAUGAAACUGAUAAUAAUGGAUGGAACCUUUUAAAUGUGAUACAAAAAAAAUUUGAUUGCUGUGGAUAUAACAGCUACUCAGACUGGUUCUCAUCAAAUGAUACAUUUUUGAUUUUACCAUGCGCCUGUUCAGAUGAAGACAUCAAGAUAAAUGAAAACUUUUGCAAUAUGACACUCAGUGAAAUGGGAAAUAAAACGGGCUGUGAAGCUACCAUAAAGGAAUGGAUAAACCUAAAUAUUCUUGCAAUUGUUGGAGUUGGAGUGCUGCUAAUUAUAAUAGAGAUUUUCCAGUUUAGUCUGGCAUUUACUUUAUUAAGAAACAUACAGAGGAUGAGAAGAGUGGAGCACAUUUAGCUCUCAAAUUUUGUUGGACACCUUUGAGAUUUUCAACUCUUUAUUCCACACUUAAUUGUUUAUUAUUGUUAUUAUAAUGUUUUUGCAUAAAUCUAUAAUUUCUUUGUGCUUCUCUUUGACACUAUGCUCUUCCAAAUUUUGUAUUGUAAUAUGAAAAAACAUGCAAAUAAUAUACUCACAGUAUGUUCUGCAACAUUUUUGCAUAAUAUAAGAUGCAUUGUAGAGGAAAAUAGAAUAUGUGCAACAUUUCACUUGAGAAAUAAUAGACUGAACCACAAGUACUGUGGCUGUUCUUACUUGAAGUGAUAAACUCCAAAAGGUGCAGUGCAUAAAAGUAACCAAUAACCAGAAAGAUAAAUGCACUGAAAGAGUGUCCCAAUGAUUAAAAAAUACUUUAUUGAAGGCAAUAAAAGUAUUGAGCGCU
Protopterus annectens (West African lungfish) is the source of this 815-nucleotide messenger RNA. It is a transcript of the gene TSPAN19, whose product is annotated as tetraspanin 19. The coding region runs from base 14 to 391 and encodes 125 amino acids. Lineage: Eukaryota; Metazoa; Chordata; Ceratodontiformes; Protopteridae. The transcript has 4 exons. Gene Ontology annotation, cellular component: membrane. The record is from RefSeq and is a predicted model, not a curated record.